Grammomys surdaster is the source of this 4353-nucleotide messenger RNA. It is a transcript of the gene Ubap2, whose product is annotated as ubiquitin associated protein 2. The transcript has 29 exons. Gene Ontology annotation, cellular component: cytoplasm; nucleus. Gene Ontology annotation, molecular function: protein binding. Lineage: Eukaryota; Metazoa; Chordata; Mammalia; Rodentia; Muridae. The coding region runs from base 138 to 3533 and encodes 1131 amino acids. The record is from RefSeq and is a predicted model, not a curated record.
GGCCGCCUCUGCCGCCGCCGCCGCUUUGUAAGAGGCACAUUGGCAGGUAACGAGCGGCGGCGGCGGCUGCGGGUCCCGAGUUCAACGAGAGCAGCAGCGAUUUUGUAUUUUGUACAUACAUUUUGUAUAUUGUGUAUAUGAUGACUUCUGUGAGCAAUGAUCGUUGCCGAGGUGCUCGGGAAAAACCACAGAUGCCAACAACACAUGCAGCACAGUCACAGAAACAAGUGGUACAGGCAACGGCUGAACAGAUGCGGCUUGCUCAAGUGAUCUUUGAUAAGAAUGAUUCAGAUUUUGAAGCUAAAGUUAAACAGCUUAUGGAAGUGACGGGAAAAAAUCAGGAUGAAUGCAUUGUGGCCCUACAUGACUGUAACGGCGAUGUGAACAAAGCUAUCAAUAUACUGCUGGAAGGGAAUUCUGACACCACUUCAUGGGAGACUGUAGGAGGGAAGAAGAAGAAUUUUGGAAGAGAAAGCUCAGAAAACAAAGAAAACAGAGAGAAGAGGACGGAGAGAGAAGCAAGUCGUGGACGGGGCAACAACAACCGCAAGGGAAGAGGUGGCAGCCGCGGCCGAGAGUUCAAAGGUGAAGAGAAUGGGACUGAUUGCAGCCAAGGAGACAAGCCUGCAGAGCGAGGCAAGCGGGCCCGCGGCAGAGGAUUUGGACGUGGCAGGGGCAGAGGGACAGGAAGGUUCUCCGCUCAAAGCAUGGGGACGUUCAAUCCUGCAGACUAUUCAGAGUCCAUGUCUACAGAUGGCUGUGGGACAAAGUUGGUAGUUUGGGAAGCUGCUCAGAACGGUACAGAUGAGGGAUCUGAAGGGCUGGCAAAGCCUCACAGUAUAUCUCAGGAGCUGCCAAGUAAAAGUUCUUACGGACUUAAAGGUGCCUGGAAGAAUUCUGUGGAAGAGUGGACAACAGAAGACUGGACUGAAGAUCUUUCUGAAACAAAAGUCUUCACUGCAUCGUCUGUUCCAGCAGAGAGUCAGGUCACGCCUGGACAGAGCAUUGAUCUGGUGGCCUUGCUCCACAAGCCUGCUCCUCCCACCCAAGCCGCGGAAGUCAACUCCUUUGAAACGUCCCAGCAGCAGGGCUUUGGCCAAGCUCUUGUCUUCACAAAUUCUCAGCACAACAAUCAGAUGGCACCAGGGACUGCAAACUCCACUUCUGCCAGCUCAUAUUCUCCUCAGAGUUUGUCAUCCGUCCUUGGCUCAGGGUUUGGAGAGCUGGCUCAGUCAAAAAUGGUGAACAUCUCCAACUCCCAGAUUUUGGACAAGUUGAAACCACCAGGUUUGAGCCCAUUUCCUGCUGCUUCAAGUGCACAGCAGAACGACACUGCAAGCCCCCCAGCCACCACUGCUGCUUGGGACCUCAAGCCCUCGGCACCCCAGCCCUCAGUCCUCGGUCAUUUGGACUUCAAAUCUCAGCCUGAACCAUCUCCAGUUCUCAGCCAGUUGAGCCAGCGACAGCAACACCAGACCCAAGCUGUCAGUGUUCCUCCUCCUGGUUUGGAGUCCUUUCCUUCUCAGGCAAAACUCCGAGAAUCAACACCGGGAGAUGGUCCUUCUACUGUCAACAGACUUUUGCAGCUUCCUAACAUGGCUGUUGAAAAUAUUGUAUCUGCCCAUCAACCACAGCCCAAACACAUUAAACUCCCUAAGCGACGGAUACCUCCAGCUUCUAAGGUUCCCGUGUCUGCAGUGGAAAUGCCCGGCUCUGCAGAUGUCACAGGGCUGAAUGUUCAAUUUGGUGCCCUAGAAUUUGGAUCAGAGCCAUCUCUCUCUGAGUUUGGAUCAACAGCUUCAGCCAGUGAAAAUAGUAAUCAGAUUCCUAUCAGCUUAUACCCGAAGUCUUUAAGUGAGCCCUUGAAUGCCUCUUUCCCAAUGACCAGUGCUGUACAGAGCUCCACCUACACAACCUCAGUCGUUACCUCCUCCACUCUGACCAGCUCGGCCUUGAGCUCCACUAGCCCAGUAACAACUUCCUCCUCUUACGACCAGAGUGCUGUGCAUACCAGGAUUGCAUACCAAAGCUCUGCGAGCCCACCAGACUCAGCUCCAGGCUCGGUUGCUAACGGACAUGGUGGUGGUCGAAGUCAGCACACAGUAGACACUACUUCAUCCGCUCCAGCUCCAAAGAAGACAGACCCCUCUGCCCUCCCGUCUGUGAGCUCCCUACCCAGCCCCGCCUCCUGCACUGCACUUCUGCCCUCUUCGUCCCAGCACACUGCCACUUUGCCCUCCUUGACCCCGUCUGGUGACCUGUCCAGCAGCCCUCUUUCUCAGAUCAACAGCUCCCUUUCUGGCCACCAGAACAGCUUGUCCUCUGCACAUACAACGCGUUCCACAAGUACGCCACAUACUCAUGCCAGUGUGGAGAGCACCGUGUCCUCAGCUGCCUUCUCAACAGCAGCAACCUCUGCUCCAAGUGCCCCAUCCUCAGGGGUUGUCCUGCCUGGGAGCAUGAGCACUGUGAGCAGCCUAUGCCUGAGUGGGACCACUGUGAGCGUACCUAGCAGCAGUACCAGGGCCACAGCCUUGGUGACCUCAGGCAAAGCACCCCCAAACCUGCCUCAAGGGGUGCCUCCCCUGCUACACAAUCAGUACCUCGUGGGCCCUGGAGGGCUGCUUCCUGCUUAUCCGAUCUACGGUUAUGAGGAGCUCCAGAUGCUGCAGUCACGGCUGCCAAUGGAUUACUAUGGAAUCCCCUUUGCAGCACCCACAGCCCUUGCCAGCCGAGAUGGGAAUCUAGCUAAUAAUCCAUAUUCAGGUGACGUCACCAAGUUUGGCCGAGGAGACUCUGCAUCCCCUGCACCUCCCGCAGCACCAGCUCAGGCACAGCAGAGCCAGUCUCAGACCCACCACACGGCCCAGCAGCCCUUUUUGAAUCCUGCUCUGCCACCUGGCUACAGCUAUACUGGCCUCUCCUACUACACAGGCGUGCCCAGUGCCUUCCAGUAUGGGCCCACUAUGUUUGUCCCUCCAACCUCAGCUAAGCAGCACGGUGUGACCCUUAGCACUCCCCCGGCCCCCUUCCAGCAGGCCAGUGGCUAUGGGCAGCACACUUACAGCACAGGUUAUGAUGAUUUGACCCAGGGGACAGCGGCAGGAGACUACACCAAGGGUGGCUAUGGUGGAUCAUCUCAGGCACCAAACAAGUCGACUGGUUCUGGGCCUGGCAAAGGAGUGUCAGUAUCUUCAGGCACUGGUUUACCUGAUAUGACUGGGUCUGUCUACAACAAGACACAGACUUUUGACAAGCAGGGAUUUCAUGCAGGGACUCCUCCACCUUUCAGCCUGCCUUCGGCCUUGGGCUCCACUGGGCCCCUGGCCCCUGGAGCGGCCCCUGGCUACGCACCUGCCCCAUUCCUGCACAUCAUGCCGGCCCACCAGCAGCCCCACUCCCAGCUGCUGCACCACCACCUACCGCAGGAUGCCCCGAGUGGCUCUGGUCAGCGCAGCCAGCCCAGCUCCCUGCAGCCCAAGUCUCAAGCCUCCAAACCCACCUACGGCAACUCUCCAUACUGGACAAACUAGACCCUGAAAAGGAGAGGGUGGGCUCCUUGGGCAGGGUGUACUCUGGGCAGGAGAGAACACAUGGAGCGCAUUUCUGGGAGCCCGGUGCCCUUCCUAGGAUUCUGAGACAUAACUGUCAGCCUCUGUGGGAAGCCUGCCUCCCAGCCCCACUGUUGUAUGUAAUGUAUUUAUGUAUGUAUUUGUAAAUGUGUAGAAGCCUGGAGGAGCUGUGGCUACGGGUAGCAUACAGGUGUGCUCUCCCGUCUGGACACCUUUACUAUAGCCAAGCAGGCCCCACCCCAACCCUCUGCCUUCAGACCUUCCAUGUGGCCCCAGCUCAGUGGGCUGCUGGGUGUGUCACUGAAGGACUGGUGGUUUGGGGCUGGGUCAGUACCAAUGAAGAAUCACGACUUAUCUCAUUCCCUGUGAACCAUUAUGUUUUUCCCUCUGUAAUUACUUCAUACUUGUUUUUGAAAAACUAAUCCUUUUGUCAUUUGUCAUGGUGCCCCUUCCAACAAAUCUUAAUCUGGAAAUAAAAGAAAUGACCCCUGUCCAGCAUAAGCCUGGUGCCCAAAGCACAGCAGGGGCUUCUGCUUUGGGUCUGGUCCUGCUGUAGGGACUUGUCUUUUCUGACCAACCAUUUUAAAAAAACAUCUGAACUAGGUCUCAGAGAUGUUCAGCCAGUGAGCUCCCUUAUAAAGAAAUCAAAGAUCUGCUUCCAUCUCAGUGAAAGCCUGUCUCCACACAAAGGCUCCUCUACACCAGUUGUCCUGAACCAGGUGGACAACUGAUUCAGGGUUUUCUCUUGCCCAAACUCCACCUAAUAAAGUUCUGAAAGUAA